Messenger RNA from Propithecus coquereli (Coquerel's sifaka), 2384 nucleotides. RefSeq names its product exocyst complex component 1-like. The coding region runs from base 1 to 1857 and encodes 618 amino acids. The transcript has 16 exons. Gene Ontology annotation, cellular component: plasma membrane; exocyst. Gene Ontology annotation, biological process: exocytosis; Golgi to plasma membrane transport. NCBI's taxonomy places the organism in Eukaryota, Metazoa, Chordata, Mammalia, Primates, Indriidae. The record is from RefSeq and is a predicted model, not a curated record. Gene Ontology annotation, molecular function: phosphatidylinositol-4,5-bisphosphate binding.
AUGACAGCAAUCAAGCAUGCAUUACAAAGAGACAUUUUUACACCAAAUGACGAACGUCUACUCAGCAUUGUGAAUGUCUGCAAAGCAGGAAAAAAGAAAAAGAACUGCUUUUUGUGUGCAACAGUGACAACUGAACGCCCCGUGCAGGUGAAGGUGGUCAAAGUUAAGAAGUCUGAUAAGGGAGAUUUCUACAAAAGGCAGAUUGCUUGGGCCCUUCGAGACCUUGCUGUGGUAGAUGCCAAAGAUGCUAUCAAAAUCAGUGAAUCUGUUCCAAGUGGAGAAAAUCAGAGUGUGGCAGGAGGUGAUGAAGAAGCAGUGGAUGAAUACCAAGAGUUAAAUGCAAGAGAAGAGCAGGAUAUUGAAAUAAUGAUGGAAGGCUGUGAAUAUGCAAUCUCUAAUGCUGAGGCCUUUGCAGAAAAACUGUCCAGAGAGCUGCAGGUGCUAGAUGGGAUUGAGAUGAAACUGAGCAGUUAUGAGGAAAUGCUGCAAAGUGUGAAAGAACAAAUGGAUCAGAUCUCUGAAAGCAACCACCUAAUUCAUCUUAGUAACACUAAUAUUGUAAAACUCCUGUCCGAGAUAGAGUUCCUUGUGAACCACAUGGACUUAGCCAAAGGUCACAUAAAGGCCCUUCAGGAAGGAGAUCUUGCUUCUUCCAGAGGUAUUGAGGCCUGCACCAAUGCUGCUGAUGCCCUUCUGCAGUGCAUGAAUGUAGCUCUUCGACCAGGCCAUGACAUGCUUUUGGCGGUCAAACAGCAACAGCAGCGUUUCAGUGACUUGCGAGAGCAUUUUGCCCGGAGACUGGCCAAUCACCUCAACAAUGUUUUUGUUCAGCAGGGUCAUGAUCAGAGUUCAACUCUUGCUCAGCAUUCUAUUGAACUGACUCUACCCAAUCAUCAUCCAUUUCAUAGAGAUUUGCUCCGAUAUGCCAAGCUGAUGGAGUGGCUAAAGAGUACAGAUUAUGCAAAGUAUGAGGGACUUACAAAGAAUUACAUGGAUUAUUUAUCCCGACUGUAUGAAAGAGAAAUUAAAGAUUUCUUUGAAGUUGCAAAGAUCAAGAUGACUGGCACAACUAAAGAAAGCAAGAAGUUUGCUACACUGCCUCGAAAAGAAAGUGCUGUCAAACAAGAAACAGAGAAUGCUGAUAAGAGUAGUCAGAAUGAAUGUUUCUUAACAAAAGGAAACAGUACAACUGAACCAGAGGACCUGGAUGGGGGAACACCACGGCAACAUAAUUCUGGUGUACCACUGCCUGUUUCGUCUGAGAAAGAUAUGAUCCGCCAAAUGAUGAUUAAAAUAUUCCGCUGCAUUGAGCCAGAACUGAACAACCUAAUUGCAUUAGGAGAUAAAAUUGAUAGCUUCAACUCCCUUUACAUGCUAGUCAAAAUGAGUCAUCAUGUGUGGACUGCCCAAAAUGUGGACCCUGCUUCUUUUCUGAGUACUACGUUGGGAAAUGUUUUGGUGACUGUCAAAAGGAACUUUGACAAAUGCAUUAGUAACCAAAUAAGGCAAAUGGAAGAAGUAAAGAUUUCAAAGAAAAGUAAAGUUGGAAUUCUUCCAUUUGUUGCUGAAUUUGAAGAAUUUGCUGGACUCGCAGAAUCAAUCUUUAAAAAUGCUGAGCGUCGUGGAGACCUAGAUAAAGCAUACACCAAACUUAUCAGAGGCGUGUUUGUUAAUGAGCUCCGAACAGAAGCGAGGACGGUUAAUGUGGUGUGGCACUCCAUGCAAGAUGAAUUUAUACGCCAGUACAAGCACUUUGAAGGUUUGAUAGCUCGCUGUUACCCUGGCUCUGGUGUUACAAUGGAGUUCACUAUUCAGGACAUUCUGGAUUACUGUUCCAGCAUUGCACAGUCCCACUGAACCUUGCGAAAGAAGAACAGAUACAUGAAUAAAGCACACCAGACACUAUACCAAAAUAUCAAGCAACUGUUUUGAGAACGCAUGCUUAAAAUUUUAUGUAUUAUUAAAUGUCAGAUAAAUGGGUAGUGCCAUACUACAAAUAUUUAAGUGCAGAAGUACAACCUAUGUGCAGUUUUAUUUGCCUAGUAGGUUGUGUAUUAACUUAAAGCAUUUAUCUCAUCAUAAAAUGCCGUUAGCAUUUUUCAGUGACUGAACAGGAACUUUUCCUUUAUUGCCUAGUUUCUUAUGUUUCAGAGUGGUUAUCCUGAGAGUAAUGCAUUGGGAGUUCUUCAGCUUUCACUACUUCUCUGUUGCUCUCAAAUCAUGUAACUACUAAAAUACUGUACAGAAUUGUUUUUUUCCACUGUCUAACAGAUGUGUAUAUAGAUAAGGGAGCUAAUGUGAUGAUCGGUUGUAAGCUUAGAUUUUGAGGAUUAUGUAACUGUGUAGUAAUAAAUGUGAAAUAAAGAAAUUUUCAAAAAAGGUGA